Molecule: messenger RNA, 792 nt
Organism: Lachancea nothofagi CBS 11611
Lineage: Eukaryota; Fungi; Ascomycota; Saccharomycetes; Saccharomycetales; Saccharomycetaceae
Source: the annotation of a GenBank genome assembly
AUGAGCCACGCCUCUAGACAUCGGACUCGAUUUGCUUUGCCUCAUGACGAGAACGCUUCGGUGCGCGCGGAGACCUACGCUGGAAAAACACCACUGCUCAAACGUUCUUCUUAUCACAAAGACACCAGAAAAAAGCCAGACUUUGAGCUUCAGGCACUGCAUCCAAAUGCGAGCGUGGUAAGGUCAGCCAUAGAUUCCGACUUGCAAAGCUUAGUGGCUUACAUGAGACAGCCAGAACCUUUGCAUACAAGAGAACGAUUCUCUAUUCGAGACUGGGAUCCUUCUGUUCGCAUUGUGAGACCCACGACUUUGUCGCAAAUGAGCAAGACGCUAGAACCUGAGGCUUUUGUUCCGAUACUGUUGAGAAACGACGAACUGCUUCCGUAUGGAAACCUGCUGGACUUGUCACCCAUCUCCAAAGAAACGCCCACAAACAUGAACUAUCCUCCAAUUUUCCAUGAGCAUGAAGACGCCAGACCCCUAGAUCCGGACGAUUACGAAGGUAUAUGUCUUGCAGCGUUACAGGACGAAUUUUCAAGAAUUAUUGAUGGACACCCUCCAAUUUUCGAGAGGCAGUUGGAACUCAAAGAAAAAAGCAGCCAGUUGAGCUGGCUCGAUUAUUCGCUAUAUUACAUUUUGGGGUAUGACAAAACUGGCUAUUUUUCUUUGCUACAAGAACUUAACGAGUUUCGCGAUAGACCGUGGGCAAGAUUCGUACAACCAACAGAAACGAUGGACUCGGAAGGCGACUCCAGCACUGAAGGUAUAAGCGAAGUAACCGAGGAGCAUUAA